Messenger RNA from Aspergillus nomiae NRRL 13137, 2142 nucleotides. Its product is annotated as putative nuclear localization protein. The transcript is spliced from 3 exons. The record is from RefSeq and is a predicted model, not a curated record. The coding region runs from base 1 to 2142 and encodes 713 amino acids. Lineage: Eukaryota; Fungi; Ascomycota; Eurotiomycetes; Eurotiales; Aspergillaceae. Gene Ontology annotation, molecular function: chromatin DNA binding. Gene Ontology annotation, cellular component: nucleus.
AUGUAUGGCACCUCUCAUUCCUCCGUUUCCGCUCCCAUGAAUGGGAUCGGAGGCGACCUGGUCGAUGGUUCGGGAACUAUUAAUCCCGCUGCUUUGAAUACCAACAACGUCGCAGUUAUUCUACCCACCCCUUCAUUUGGUACGAGCGCAGCCACCGCUCCUCGCGGGAUCAAGCGGAGUCGGACUCCAGAUCAGCGCGGAUUGUCCCGCGCUGAUGGAGAUCAUGACGACGCAGGAGCAGACGAACAUGGCCGUCGAAAGCGCGGGCGCCCUCCAAAGACGCCGCGUCCCUCUGCCACGGCUAUUGGCGAUCAAGCGACUAAUGUUCAUAUGCAAACCCCGCGAAUGCAAACACAGCCCCUCCCUCACCAGGCGGGUGUAUCACCUCCGCAAGCAUCACCUCCGGACAAGACCACCCCGACCAAGUCUACUCUGGUCAAAGCGCUCCCGACUGUCCGAGAUCACACGACGGACCAACUGAACGAGGAGGGCGACGAGUACAUCCCAAAGGAAUUCGAUGAGGCUGGCGAGAAGAAGGUCGAUACCAUGGGUUAUCUUACAGGCGAACGGGAGUACAAAUGUCGUACGUUCCGUGUGCCUCACCGUGGAACGAAGCUUUUCAUGUUAGCAACCGAAUGCGCACGUGUACUUGGGUACCGCGACUCAUAUCUGUUGUUCAACAAAAACCGAUCUCUGCACAAGAUUAUCGCCACCCAGAUCGAAAAAGAUGAUUUGAUUCAGCAAGAUAUCCUUCCCUAUUCUUACCGGUCCCGUCAAAUUGCCAUUGUGACCGCAAGGUCAAUGUUCCGUCAGUUUGGCAGUCGAGUGAUCGUGAACGGACGGCGAGUGCGUGAUGAUUAUUGGGAGGGCAAGGCCCGGAAACAGGGUUUCACGGAGGACGAUCUAGCGGGCGAGAAACGCCCCGGGGGGGCCAAAGCUCGCGAUGCAGCCGCGGCGGAAGCGGCGAGUGCUGCCAGCCUCCUACCAGCUCUAGCCCAUGGCGAUGUCAUCUAUAGCAAUGCGCUUGAAGCUAUGCCCAACAGCUUACCUGUGGGUCCACCGUCGUCCGUUUCUCUCGCGCCGCUGCCGAUGAUCCAUAUGGCCACCACUACGGACGAUCCACGACUGAGAGAGUACAACAGUAUGCCUCGGGCCCGCCAGGAGUUGACGGGUCAGCCGUAUCAAGACCGGACACAACCCAGUACUGCAGCAGAGAUCCUGAACCAGGCCUCUCACACUGCCGACUUCAAUAAGAUUCUGAGUUCCCAGCGCAGCUAUCGCCAGAAAGGCUUGGAGGAUUUCUAUUCCAAGCAACGUGAGAUCCCAGCGUCCGCGGCUCAGUCGCAACCCGGGCAGCUCGAUUCGGCUCCAUCGGCAUCUCAGCCCUUGCAGUCUCCUCAGAUCGCGUCGGCUCCGAUGAUGAACACGACCCAGCCGCAGCAGGCCAUGCUCCCCCAUCAAACACCGAUGAUACCCGGUCAGCCGGGCUUGCAGCAGGCGGUGGCCCACCAGCAACCCCCUGUGGGACAAUCACCCGCCCGGACGGGGCCUGCAGUUCGCCCUGACCUGAUGCAUCAGCGAUCGAACCCCUCUCUAUCUGCAGGUACUCCGCAGCCUCCAGGCCCGUACGGUUACCCGUCACAACCGCAGCAGAUGUGGGGUCAACCCCCGCCCCAACCGCAACCGUCGCCCUUGUCCGCCGCGGGUCCGCAGGCUGUGGGAAUGCCACAGUAUGCCUCCCAGCUACAUGCACAGCAACAACACUCGCCCUCACCUCUCGCGCAACAUCCGUCGCAGUCUCCACGGAACCAACCCCGUCCGUCUGUGCCACAAAUGCCGCAGUCUUUCCCAUUACAUCAUCCGCAGGCACCUCAACAACAGCAGAUGGCGUCCAUGGGCUUUCCAGGCGGCACUGCGGCCCCAUAUGCUGCAAUGACAGCUGCAAGAGGCAUGUACCCUUCGACACAGGGGCCUGGUGGUCAGCAGUUUAUGGCAGGAGCACCCCAGCAGCCAGGUCUCGCCAUGGGAAUGAGCGCGGGAGGUGCCAUGCCUGGCUGGGCCCCAACACCUGGCGGACCCAUGCAACCAGGACAUCCGCAACCAGGUCAAUCCGGAGCUCCACUUGGAUGGUCCGGUUACUAA